AUUGAAUCAUUACAGGCGGCAAAAUUCGGCAUCGGUCUUAAAUCCGAAACCCUCUUCCCGGGUCUUAUGACAUUCUGUUUGACCGUAAAUCCUCGGAAAUGUUAUAAUCGGGAGGAUAUUGUAAUCAUUGGAAAGUGGUAAGGGCUCUCCUUGGCGAGUGGGGCUUUGCGGCUCGUCUUAAACCAUUGCCAUUGUCGUGAAAUCUUCGAUAUGAUCAUCAUCAUCCUAGAGAUCCUGUUGGUCGGGCUUCAUUUGGUCAAAUGCCAAGAAGGCGACGGCUUCACCGACGAAAACCGGCCUUACAAAUUCGGCUUCAACAUCGAAGGCUAUCAGCACAGAUACGAAGAAAAAAAUGAAAAAGGCAUUAUAAUGGGCGAAUACGGGUUCAUAACUGCAGACGGCGUUUAUCAUCUGACCGUCUACGCGACAGACGAAAACGGCAACUUCAAGAUCAUCAAAAUGAAAAACAUCAAAAUCGGAUUGCCCACGGAGAAACCGAUGACUUCGAUUCCAGGUGUGGCAGGCGGAAAACCCCAUAGUGUCAAUCAAAUAAAGAACCAGCCUGAACAAAUAAAACUCGACGGAAAACCGGGUUGCGGAGGAUGCCUGCUUCCAACUCCGAAACCUCCAGAGAAAGAAUCGUCUAAAGUCGAGCCACUCCGCGGAUCUGCAGGAGACCAAGUCGGCCCUGCCGCUUACGCCGGUAAACCUCUACUUCCAGAAAAAUAUCCCGUCGUCGACUCUUUAAAUCCGAGAACGGAAAAUCCAGGGGAAAAGUACAAAAACCAGAACGAACAGUUUAUUACUUCAAACCCUGCAAGUCCUGGAUUUCAUAAGUCGAUGAAGACAGGAAUUCCAGGCAAGAAUUCACCUUCUGUCGACCACUUUAACCCAAGAUUAGAAAAACCUGGGGAAAAAGAUAAAAAUAGAGAUAAAUUCGAUUCAAACCUAGGCUCACAGGAAGGCGAAAAGGUACCAGAAAGCGUCCAAGACUUGAUGAAACUUUUCUACAAGUUCAACUACACUCUGACAUACCACGGCCACGACGAAGUCGGCAACCGGGCCGGCGAAAAGAACGGUUCUUACUUCUUCAACGGAAGAGACGGCUACAAGAGGAAGGUGAAUUACACAGCAAACGAAUUCGGCUACCAGCCCAACAUAACGUUGGUUAGGGUCGGCCAGGACGAGACUCCUGAGGAAGGAAGUGAGAAAGAGCUGAAUAAACUUUUGGGAAACGAAUUCGUAUGGUAUUACCAAUAAAGUGAAAACAAUUAAACCACCA
Cimex lectularius (bed bug) is the source of this 1282-nucleotide messenger RNA. It is a transcript of the gene l(3)mbn, whose product is annotated as protein lethal(3)malignant blood neoplasm 1. The transcript is spliced from 4 exons. The record is from RefSeq and is a predicted model, not a curated record. Gene Ontology annotation, molecular function: structural constituent of chitin-based larval cuticle. Lineage: Eukaryota; Metazoa; Arthropoda; Insecta; Hemiptera; Cimicidae. Gene Ontology annotation, cellular component: chitin-based extracellular matrix. The coding region runs from base 211 to 1260 and encodes 349 amino acids.